AUGUCUUUUAACAUUUUUGAUAACUCAACAAGUUUUAAAAUUGGUAAAUUACUAGAUAAAAUUUUAAACAAAAAAAUAUUUAAAAAUGAAAUAUUAAUUAAUACGGAAGGUAAAAGACUAGAAGAAAUCAACGUUCAAACGGUCAAAUAUGGUAAAGAAAUACCUAUUGUAUAUGGUAGAGUUAAAUUGGCUGGAAAUAUUAUAUGGGAUUCAGGUUUAAAGGAAUUAAAAAAAAUAAUAACUAAAAGCAGUAAUAAUUCUAAUCAAGAAAUUGAAUAUAAUUAUACUAAAUAUGAAUAUAAAAUUUCGCUUGCCAUAGCAUUAUGUGAGGGUGAGAUAGAUUAUGUAUCAAGGAUUUGGAUAAAUGAUAUUAUUAUAGAUAAGUCGUUGUAUAAUAUUAGGGUUUACAGAGGCUCAGAAAAUCAAAUGCCUGAUUCUUUAAUUGAAAAAGUUGAGGGUAAGGGUUGUACAACUGCAUUUAGGGGGAUUGCAUAUAUUGUGUUUGAGGAUUUCCCAAUAUCAAAAUUUAAAAAUAAAAUACCUAAAUUUCAUUUUGAAGUUAUUAAGAAUGAUAAUUCAAAAAAUACUGAUAGCUUGCAAAAUUUAAUCAGUUCAGUUGUUAUUAUACCAGGUAGUGGUGAAUAUGUUUAUGAUACCACAGUUCAGACUAAAUCUUAUUAUAAAAAUGAACCUUAUGAAUAUGAAGAAGUUAAAAUUAAUUGUAACACAGAACAUG
This is a messenger RNA of Trichoplax adhaerens, 736 nucleotides long. RefSeq lists its product as uncharacterized. Lineage: Eukaryota; Metazoa; Placozoa; Uniplacotomia; Trichoplacea; Trichoplacidae. The record is from RefSeq and is a predicted model, not a curated record. The annotation marks the transcript as partial. The transcript has a single exon.